This is a messenger RNA of Saccostrea echinata, 1009 nucleotides long. Its product is annotated as CB1 cannabinoid receptor-interacting protein 1-like. Gene Ontology annotation, biological process: negative regulation of signaling receptor activity. Gene Ontology annotation, cellular component: plasma membrane. The record is from RefSeq and is a predicted model, not a curated record. The coding region runs from base 155 to 640 and encodes 161 amino acids. Gene Ontology annotation, molecular function: type 1 cannabinoid receptor binding. NCBI's taxonomy places the organism in Eukaryota, Metazoa, Mollusca, Bivalvia, Ostreida, Ostreidae. The transcript is spliced from 3 exons.
GAAGCAAGUCCUGGCUGUUUAAGGGCGCACAUCGAUCGUAGUACUUAGCGACAUAGCAGACCAUUGAAUAAAGCUGUAAAUCUAUCACGAGUCUGUCUCCUCCGAAGUGAAUCUUGUUUGGGGCAGGGCCAUGUGAGGAAUACAGCGACGGUAAAUGGCCAGUCAGUUUAAAGUUCUUCUCUCUCUCAAACGGAAGGAGGGCGGCGGUGGGGUGUUCUAUAAACACGAUGGGGAGAGGUUCACACAACCCCAUACCCUCAAACUGAACCAAAACACGGACUAUGUCGUCACCGUACAAUCCAACAGAAAACUCAGAGACCUAAUGAUUCACGGAGAAAGAUGCGAACUUACGGAGGUGAAGCGGGACAAAUCGAACUCUUCCGAUGAUUCCUUAAAAUUUUCCGCCAAUUUUAACACCACUGGGUACGCCGCGGAAAAGAGGAAAGGGCGGAAGGACAUUGCGAUAGCGCUAAUGUUUGAUGGUGGUGCCACAUUAACAGUCUUACUUCAGUGUAAGUUUUACAGUCAGAGUGAGAUUGAACAUUGUAGGUGGGGCUCUUGUCUCACCUGGAUUGAGUACGACUGCACUUUGACCGAAGGCCAAACGGGGGUUCGAGUCAACAAACACAAAUUUGUAUGACAACAUCCAUGGCAGUAUAAAUCGUUUUGUCGAAUGUUUUAAUUAAUACUACUGGUCAAAACUGGGUUACAUAAUAGUAACCCUGACCAGUUUUUACAUACAAUUCACAAUUAUGAUUGAAGGAAAGGUUUAAAGACAAUUCAGUCUAACUCGCUGUUUAUAUACAAUUUAUUAUGUUUUUACUGUAUCUGUAUUAUUUUAAUUUUAAUAAAAUAUAUUUUAAUUCUAAAAUUUUUACAAUGCUAUAUUUUUUCUCAAUUAUACAUACAAUAUAUAACCGUGUUAUUAUUUCUUAAGCUGUAUUAUUUUACGUGUAAUUAAAAUCCAUUGGCAUUUUUGUUUUCUUUACAAAUAAAGAAUGGAAAUUUA